Molecule: messenger RNA, 1805 nt
Organism: Apaloderma vittatum (bar-tailed trogon)
Lineage: Eukaryota; Metazoa; Chordata; Aves; Trogoniformes; Trogonidae
Gene: WHAMM
Product: WAS protein homolog associated with actin, golgi membranes and microtubules
Exons: 9
Coding region: 25-1785 (586 amino acids)
Biological process (GO): endoplasmic reticulum to Golgi vesicle-mediated transport; Arp2/3 complex-mediated actin nucleation
Cellular component (GO): cytoplasm; endoplasmic reticulum-Golgi intermediate compartment membrane
Molecular function (GO): Arp2/3 complex binding; actin binding
Source: RefSeq, a predicted model, not a curated record
GAGCAGCAUAAAAAUGCUGACACAAUGGUGGCUUUGAUGAAGGUUUAUGAAGAAGAAGAUGAAGCUUAUCAGGAUUUGGUCACCAUGGCAACACAAUUCUACCAGUAUUUACUGCAGCCCUUCAGAGAUAUGCGAGAGCUGGCAACACUGUACAAACUGGAAAUCCUGAAAUCUUUACAGUACGAUCAUUUGGGGCCUAGAAGGGUAGCAGCUUUGCAGAAAGAUGCCGAAGAAUGGACUAAACGAGCUGAGAAUGCUGUGUGCUCCAUUCAGGAUAUCACAGUGAACUACUUCAAAGAAACUGUAAAGGCUGUGGCAGCGAUGCACAAGCAGAUGGAACAAGAUCAGGAAAGAUUUGGCAAAACUGCCUGGGCAUCAGCUUUGCCACGGCUGGAAAACCUCAAAUGUAUGUUGGCUAAAGAAACCCUUCAGCAUCUGAGGGCGAGAGAGCUGUGCCUGAAACAGAAGAGAGCUGUCAUUCAGAAAAAUAUGGAGAAUCUCAGUGAACAAGAAGAGAACUUAACUCUAGUGGAGGAACUGGAAAUACAGUAUUAUGAAACACAGCUGGAAUUAUAUAAUGUACAGCUUGAAGUAUUGAAACAUGAAGAGAUGCUGCUUAUUGUACAGCUGGACACUUUAAGAAGGCAGAUUCAAGAGAAACAGGAUGAAGUUGUUUACUAUGAUACAUGUGAAAAUCCUGAGGAGCUCAAGGUCAUUGAACAGACAAUGGGACAACAUUACGCUAACUUGUCAGAAAUGACGAUGCUGAGGCAGAAGACUAAGCAGUUGGAGACAAAACGUGGGACUGUCUGUGCGAGGAGAGCCUACCUCAGGAACAAAAAAGACAAGUGUGAAGCAAGCCAUCGACAGAGACUGCAACAGGCGGAAGAGACCAAAAAACGCUUCCUGCAACAUCACAGCAUACAAUUAAAGAGAGACAAGCAAAAAGAGGAGGAGAAAAAGAAAAAAGCUUGGAUAAGCCAGGAACGUCAGAAAACACUGGAGAGGCUGAAAACAUUCAGGGAGAAGUGUCCAGAUCAUGUUGUUCUGAAAACGUCUUGUCCUCAGCCUCUCAGUCCCAAGUUGCCACGAAGCAUCACUCAGCAGGCUGCAGUACCGUCCCCUCCACGCUCGUCGAGAGCGAGGGCAGCUCCAGAGCAGCCAAAGAGCAUCCUGCUAGUAGAAGCUGAGGAAUCAAAAGCUUCACAUCAGAAUACCCCACCAGAUACCCCUGUCCAGGUUUUUGUUACUGAUGGGGACACAGAGCAACAAAAGAACAGUGAGGGAUCGAUGGUUUCUGCAUCCUCAACACAACCUCCUCCUCCACCUCCUCCUCCUUUACCCCCUCCUCCUCCUCCUCCCCCCUUACCUCUCCAGUUAAAGAUGCCAGCAGCAGCAGAGGAUAAGCCACUUCCCCUUAGCUCCGAUAGCCCCACGGAAGGCCGUGUGCUGCACAAACAGGAUGAGUCAUCCAGGAGGUCUGUAAAUAAUUACAUAGGUUCCAUGGAUGAGGUUUUGGCUUCUCUAAAGCGUGGUGAAGUUCGUCUUCGCAAAGCUGAACAGCUGAAUCCGUAUGCCUCAGUAAAAGACAGCAUCCUCUCUGCCAUACGGCAAGGAGUUAAACUAAGAAAAGUGCAUCAAGAUACUGAGAAAGAUACCAGUAAAGAAUCUACUAAUGAGCUAGAGAAAAGCAUUAAGGCAGCCAUGCAGAGAAUUAAGAAAGUGUCUGCUGAUUCUGAAGAAGAGGAGAGCACUGAUCAGAACAGUGGAGAAUGGGACAGCUGACCGAUUCAGAGUAACAGACU